CUUGUUGCUUAUUGCUUCGGCCGGCCCUUUGCAUCGCAUCGCAUCGCAUUCGAACCCCCGUUCUGUCCUGUCCUCAACUUCUUUGGACAAGAGUGCUAGUCCCAUCUUGGAAUAUCCGCAUUCGACUCUGUGGUGUAUUCCCGCACAUCCGUACAAAUCCCACGUUCUUGGGUUCGUCGUCCGAGUUCGACGCUUACCUAGUACAUAGUUCUUCCUUGGGCACCACCACUACCAUCACAACCAUCGCCUCGUCCGCCUCGGCGAACCGCACCCCUCACGAACGGGAUCAAUUGAGGUUAAUUCUCUCAAGAGUGUGGUGGGUGUGAGAGUGAGUGUGUGUGUGAGUGGGCAUACGAUACUCUAUCUCAGGUUUUCAUCUCAGACCUGCAGCGUCGGUCUGCCUUAUCUCGGCGGUGAUCUCACACCCACAAGAAACAAAACAACAAACGCCAACACCGACAACAACAUCUGCGCGUUAGGAUUUCACUUCUCCCUCGUCUCGUUGUUGUUUAUUGUUCUCCCGCGACUCUGCACCUUGGCGAAACGGCAUCGUCCCUGCGACUCUUGAUCUCCCUCCGGCCUCAGCCCUCCUUCAGCCCUCAGCUCCCACUAUCGACGAAACGUGCCUCGUCUAGCAUCAUCCCUCUCUCUUCAUCUCACGCUUCAGCACGCUACCCGGACCCGAACUGCGGUGAUCCCACGGAUAUCAAUACUUUUAGCGAUACCAAGACAAGAAAAAAAAGGGCACAGACGAUCGUUGGCCGCCCUGUCGUAUCGUUCCCUUGGGUUUUCCCAAAUUCCCCUAGCUUUUUCUAAGUACGGAACUGGCACGACUGGGAUUGCCGACUCUUCCAUCAUCAUCUGUGCUCCACAGAGGGUCUGGCUUUAAGCGCGACGACGGACGGCGGACGGCGGACACGAGCAAAAUAGAAACCCGAGACCCUCUUGUUCGUUUAUCAGCCUCUCUCACCGGGCCAUUGUCAUUGUUCCCCGUCGUUUCCAUCCAGGUCGCAGAUCGGGUGCGAGGACCCGAAGUGUGGUGAACAAGGUCCUUGUGUCUUGUUGUUCGUGUUUACCGCAUAGCAGCUCAACAAGCUCGACAAACGAUUUGUCUUUGUACAGAGUCGGUGUCUAGUGACAGAGUCAUUCUGUAUCUAGCCAAAAAGUCAAAGCGAGAGACAGGAAAAUAGAGGCGUUGUUCAAGACGCGAAGAAGGGGGGGAAACAUCACCAUCAUUCAUCGUCACCGUGUGGUGCUGGAUCCCUCUUCAGGCGUGGCUUGGCUCGCUCUCACUUUCUGCACCCACGACUUGCUGGAGAGGAGGGAAAAAAAAGGUACAUCUACCUCGCAGGCUCCCGAGCAAUCUUAGCACUUGUCGCUCUCGGCUUUCCCGACCCAGGGAACCUCCCACUCUGCCACCUUCUCUCCACCACUCAUCCACCCACUCAUUCUCAUUCUCACUCUCACUCUCACACAGGCCUCACUCCUGUUUUCACACACCCCUCUCACCUCACUCUUGCUCUCUCAUUCAAUCACUCUCAGUCUCAACUCUCACACCCCCCUCCCUGGUCAUUCACUCCCACUCCCACUCUCUCUCACUCACGAUCCCAGCCAAAGGGGACCCCUCCCAAAAGGCCACAAGGUGACAGAGCGCUAAAAGGCACCUCCCAUCCGGCUGCCGCUGGCCCUGAGAGCUGAGCUGAAGCGCCCAAGAACUCCCCCCAGGUCUUCCCCCCCAAGUACCCAAAUCUCAACAUUUCGCCCCGUCGACCCGCGCGAAACUUAAGGUGCCUUACUCGCCCGCACGCUGCCCGGGAACCCGACCUAUAAUCUCCCUUCUCUGCCCAACUUCCCGCUCUCGGAUUAUUUCUCUCCAAAUCCCACGACAGCCUCUUUCUACCUCAUAACCUCACCCUCCUCCUCUUCCUUCUGGUUCCUGCUCCUGUUCCUACUCCUGCUUCUACACCCCAUCCUCUGCAGGUGUACAAGACUCCAUCCCAUCGUGACGAUCUUGAAGGACCAGCAACACCACACAAACCCCCACGAAAGACAACACCUAUCCGAAGGAGGACGACGACAACAUCAACAGCAGGACAGAGCCUGCCUCGCAACCUCACAUCAACCGUAGUCAUGCUCGACCCGUCAGCGAGCCGGCGAUAUCAGCCGAUGGACUCUUCCACAGUCUACUCCCACUCCCGCACACGCACGACGUCCUCAAAUACAUUCCCCAUUCAGAGCCCGACGCCGAUGCACCUACAACAGCAGAAUGCCAUGAACCCUCAGCAACAUACCCGCCGCUCACCAUCAGUAAACACCUUCAGCACCUCCUCGAGCAUUCCUCCACCCGCCGCCUACCGCACCUCGCCCACCACCGACCUUCGUCGCUCUACCUCCUCUCGCUCCGGCGGCGGCAGCCCCCAGCCGACGGGCUAUGUCGCCCUUCUCCGCAAGCAAAAGGCCACCGUCUGGUGCGACCGCGCCCAAUAUGAGGAUCCUCGCCUCUUGGCCCAGCAGCGCGCCGCCAAGAUGCGAGCCACCCUCGAGGUCAUCGGCGGCCAGCGAACCGCCUCUGGCCUCUCCGCUCCCUCCGGCGGCAGAACGAGUACCGGCAUCAGUGCUACUGGCAAGGUUGCCGCCAAGAUCCGUCACCACGGGAAGCCCGCAGUAGUGGGCUACGCUCCGGGAGAGCACCACGUUGGCGUCGGCGGCGUUCCCAUGCGGCUGAGUGCCACCGAGGUUGAGGGCGAGGACAGCGACGACGACGACGCGCGCUUGCAUCACAGACGGACCGGUAGCAGCGGCCGCAGUAGCACUGCGAGCCGUCGUGGCCCGGGUUACCGAUCAUCCGGCGGCGGACGUAGAUGGAGCCCGGGAGAUACACCCGAGAGGAGUGGUAGCAUGGUCGAGGACGUACCGGAGGACGCCACGCUGGGCGACAACGCGAGUGGCAGGGCCAUGACGACGGGCUCAGGGAGCAGUGCUGAGCGGGCGGACAACGUCGGCGAGCUGGGCAACACGGCGGCGGCAAGAUUGGCGAGCAACUCGCUCAUGCAUUCGACCGUCACCCGCGAGAAGAGCGUCAAGGGUGCCGAUGACCUACGCAGGAGGGGCAGCGUCGACGAGCGCACCACCACGCUCACCGGAGGCCGUCUUUACAUCGCUAACCCCGAUUUAUGAGAGGCCACGCUGCCCUCGCGGCCCCGUACAUACGUGUACGGACAAGCCGCCGACUUUCACAAUACGUUACGAGCCCAUCGGGAUGGGCUUCAUUCGCUUUACCACCGCGACGUGAGGAAAAUGAUUCGACAUCUCUCCGACUUUCCUAUUCCUUCCUCGUCAUCGCCAAUCUGUACGAACGUCUCUUUGAGGCAUACAAAUACGGUCGUUAAGGGGGGUGGGGGUGUUGGGUGAAUUUCUUUUACUGUCACAAACUUGCAUCACUCGGCGUUUUACUUGGGGAUUGUUUUCAAUUAUGGGUGGGAUGAUACCAUACAGAGACCAUCCCGAGAUGACACAGUUCGGUAAACCGGAUGUGCUGGGGAGAGGGAUCGAAAUUCGAGUCUCCUUGUCAAAGAUUUUCCAACAUUGUUUCCGCUCUACGAUCGCUUCCUACGGGCCUCUCUACCUUUGUUCCUACCAUUUCCUUGGCUCGGACUCUUUUUUUUAUUUUCCUAGGCCGCGAUGCUCCUCAUAUGAACAGACCAUACUGCGAUCUGUUUCCUAAUCUGUGGACAAGACAUCAAAAGCGAGAUAGGAGAGGGGACGGAUGUUAGGCAGAAGAAGGGGAAGACAAAACCAAAGACGAAUUGGGCAGGGCAAAGGGGGCGGAGGAUGAUACCACGGUUGAGAUUGAAGGCCCUAGUGGAAGCUGUUUGGAAUCACGGGCAACGGAGAAGGCGAGAGAGAGAGAGAGAGAGAGAGAGAGACAGAAAGAGAGGCUGAGACAAACAGAGAAGCUCGAAAUGCUCGAAUAUGAAAAGCCAUUCCUGG
Colletotrichum scovillei is the source of this 3990-nucleotide messenger RNA. RefSeq lists its product as uncharacterized. Lineage: Eukaryota; Fungi; Ascomycota; Sordariomycetes; Glomerellales; Glomerellaceae. The record is from RefSeq and is a predicted model, not a curated record. The transcript has a single exon. Bases 2131 to 3177 code for a protein of 348 amino acids.